Molecule: messenger RNA, 1075 nt
Organism: Pundamilia nyererei
Lineage: Eukaryota; Metazoa; Chordata; Actinopteri; Cichliformes; Cichlidae
Product: voltage-gated potassium channel subunit beta-2-like
Exons: 13
Coding region: 29-1075 (348 amino acids)
Biological process (GO): regulation of potassium ion transmembrane transport; potassium ion transport; regulation of action potential
Cellular component (GO): voltage-gated potassium channel complex; membrane; juxtaparanode region of axon
Molecular function (GO): potassium channel regulator activity; transmembrane transporter binding
Source: RefSeq, a predicted model, not a curated record
CCUAAGCUGUUUGUUGUCAGAGCAAGCAAUGGAGCAGGAAGAAAAGCAACAGCGCAGUCGCCACGUAGCAGAUUAUCAGCGCCUGAGAGAAGUUCGUGCAGCUGCUCAGCUCAAAAAUCUCGAGGACUUCCUUAGGAUGAACCACAUUUCACUUAGGGACAGUGUGUCUUACACCACUGGCAUGAUUUACAGAAAUCUUGGUAAAUCAGGGCUCAGAGUAUCCUGCCUUGGAUUAGGAACUUGGGUUACCUUUGGAGGUCAGGUCACAGAUGAGGUGGCAGAAGAACUCAUGACAAUAGCAUACGAGAAUGGAAUCAACUUGUUUGACACAGCUGAAGUCUAUAACUCUGGAAAAGCUGAAGCUGUCUUGGGAAGUAUCCUAAAAAAGAAAGGAUGGAGGCGCUCCAGUUUAGUUAUCACCACCAAAAUCUUCUGGGGUGGAAAAGCAGAAAUGGAGAGAGGAUUAUCUAGAAAACAUAUACUUGAAGAGACAGUAAGAGCAAUGACCUAUGUGAUCAACCAAGGCAUGUCCAUGUACUGGGGUACAUCACGAUGGACCUCAAUGGAGAUCAUGGAGGCAUACUCCGUGGCACGACAGUUCAACAUGAUCCCUCCAAUUUGUGAACAGGCAGAGUACCACAUGUUCCAAAGAGAAAAGGUUGAAGUGCACCUUCCUGAACUCUUCCACAAGAUAGGCAUUGGAGCUAUGACAUGGUGUCCACUGGCUUGUGGGAUCAUCUCAGGGAAAUAUAACAAUGGAAUCCCUCCUUAUUCACGUGCUUCACUUAAGGGUUAUCAAUGGCUAAAAGACAAGAUCCUAAACGAGGAGGGGCACCGCCAGCAGGUGAAGCUAAAGGAGUUGCAGGCAGUUGCUGAAAGAAUAGACUGCACUCUUCCCCAACUGGCUAUUGCCUGGUGCCUUAGAAAUGAAAGGGUAAAUUCUGUCCUGUUGGGAGCUUCCAGAACUGACCAACUGAUGGAGAAUAUCAGAGCAAUACAGGUUCUUCCAAAGAUGACCCUUUCCAUCGUGUCUGAGAUGGAUUGCAUCUUAGGAAACAAGCCAUAUAAUAAAUAG